This is a messenger RNA of Episyrphus balteatus (marmalade hoverfly), 3029 nucleotides long. RefSeq names its product endoplasmic reticulum metallopeptidase 1-like. The record is from RefSeq and is a predicted model, not a curated record. Lineage: Eukaryota; Metazoa; Arthropoda; Insecta; Diptera; Syrphidae. Gene Ontology annotation, biological process: proteolysis. The transcript is spliced from 15 exons. Gene Ontology annotation, molecular function: metalloexopeptidase activity. The coding region runs from base 276 to 2930 and encodes 884 amino acids.
CAUGUGCAUCAUAUAUCUGCAUUCGCAAAAUAUUGCCGGCUCUAUUUUUGUGUUUAAAAAAAAAGAUAAUAAAUCAUAUUAAAAAAAGCAAAUUAUAAUUUAUAACUAUAAAACAAUUCUUCCAAAAUUAUGAACUUGUUAUUAACUAGACAAAUGAAGCCAUAGACUCAUUAUACAAGUCGCCUCCAAACUCUUUUUUUUCUGUUUUAAUCUUAUCUGGUUUCGACAAAGUUAUUGAUUAGUAUAGAAAGAAUUCUUGAUAUUCUUUGGAAAAUAUGCGAGUUCUUGAUGGAGCAUACAAGGACUGUCGUCGAGACAAAGGGGUUAAUAUAUUCGAAGCUGCUUAUAACAAACGAAGUGUUCAUCAUAUUUCUGAGAUAUGGGGUGUUGUUGUCAUCAUUGGAAUUCUAGCUUUAGGAGCUGUUAGCAGAUACAAUUACUUGGAGAAUCUUCCAAGAGGUUUAGGGAACUCGCAACUAAUGCAACAACCGAAUUCCUUUAUUGCCGAGAGAGCAUGGAAAGAUUUGAAGAUUCUUACUAGUUUCGGACCACGUCCGACUGGAGCAUAUAGCAAUGAAGUUUUAGCUGUUGAUUUCUUGAGAAGAGAAAUAUCUUAUAUUAAGCAAAUGGCUAAUAGAAAUCAGAGAAUUGAAUUGGAUGUUCAGGUUGUUAGUGGUGCAUUUUGGGUGGAUUUCAAACCUUAUGGAAUGACGACGGUUUAUAGAAAUGUGCAAAAUGUUGUUGUUAAACUUCAUGGCGAGAGUUCUACGAAAGGAAAUCAUUCGCUAUUGAUUAAUUGUCAUUUUGAUUCAGUUCCAGGAAGUCCGGGUGCAAGUGACGAUGCAGGAAGUUGUGUUGUUAUGUUGGAAAUUCUACGAGUUCUUUCGAGAGGAAGUAUGCUUAAUAAGCACUCAAUUAUCUUUCUUUUCAAUGGAGCUGAAGAGGUUGGACUGAAGGCUUCACAUGGAUUUAUUACACAGCAUAAAUGGGCUAAAGAAGUCAAAUCAUUUAUAAAUCUUGAAUCAGCUGGAUCCGGAGGAAAGGAAGUUCUCUUCCAAACUGGUCCAAACACACCAUGGUUGGUUAAGAUGUAUGGCCGAGCAAUUCCAUACCCAAAUGCUCAAUCUGCUGCUGAAGAAGUUUUCCAUUCUGGUCUAAUUCCAUCGGAUACAGAUUUUCGUAUAUUUCGAGAUUUUGGUAAAAUUCCUGGACUAGAUUUUGCACAUGUCAUCAACGGAUACAGAUAUCACACGAAAUACGAUCAUAUUGAUUAUGUAUCACGAAGCGUACUUCAACACACGGGUGAUAAUAUUUUGGAAUUGACAAAAUUCAUUGUCAAUUGGGAGGAAUUGGGAAAUUCUGAUAAACUUCCUCCAGGUGAUGAAGUAUUUUUUGAUAUUCUUGGAUUUACAUUUAUAUCAUAUUCGAUGGAUUUUGCUAAUAUAUUCAAUUAUGUCGUGGUAACAUUGGCUGUAUUGCUUCCAUAUUUAUUUCUAUCGAGAGCUACAAGAGGAAUUAACAAGAAACAUCUGCGAUUUGAAAUAUUUUUGGGAUUUUUAAUAAAUGUAAUAAGUUUUGUUGGUGGUUUAGCGAUUUGUUAUGCAAUUGCAUAUGAUUUGGAUUUAAUGGGAAAGUCGAUGGCAUGGUACUCAAACACUUUUCUCUGUGUGCCAACUUAUUGUCUAGCAACUGUUUUCUUUCAGUGUCUUGUGCAUCUCGUCUUGAGUAGAAAUAAUAAGGCUCCUCUUAGCCUAGCCCUCCAAACACAAGCUCGACUUACAGGAACAAGUAUGUUUUGGGGUCUCUUAGCUGCUGCCCUCACAGGAGCUGGCAUACGCACUGCAUAUGUUUUGAUUGUACCUUUAGUCAUAACUCUUUUCACAAAUCUUGCAAUUGGUUUCCUCGGAUAUCAAAAUUCAAUUCGCAGUUGGCUCUAUGUCCAUCUUGGUGGUCAAAUAUUUGUUAUAAUUUGGGCAACGCAUUUCUAUCAUAUGGUCGUUAGUAUGUUUAUUCCAACUGCUGGCCGUUCAGGUGGUCACAAAAACCCAGACAUAAUGAUUGCCAUGAUUUGUGGAUCUUUAACAUUCUUUGCAACAAGUUAUGUUACUCCACUGGUUAUACUUUUAAAAAGAUGCAAAAGUUUAUUGAUUUCGCUGUUUGCUGUCUACGUUAUUACGAGAUUUUAUUUUAUUUCUUUUACACAUUACGGAUUUCCAUAUCGAGAUGAUAGGGGAGGUGCUCCAGCUGUUCAAAGGCAUUAUAUAACGCACACAGUGCGUACAUUAUACGACAAAGAUGGUAACAUACGAUAUACUGACUCUGGAUUCUGGAUGAGUGACAUGGAUCGUAACUGCCGUAAGACCGUAGAAAGUCUCUCAAUGCCCGAGACGCCUAUACCACAUGAAUUCAAUAUUCUCUGUAAGAAUGAAGUAUUUUGUGGAUUGCCAUUUUUAACAUCCCGACAAUUGCAUCAUGGCGGCUAUUGGGUACCAGCUCCAACUCCUCUGAUCCGAGAAGUUGCAACUCUCAAACUUAUUAGCAGGGAAAAGAUUUCCCCGAAAAUUCAUCGUUUGAACUUUUUGUUAAUCGGAAGUUAUCAAUUGUCAUUACAAAUUCGUCCAAAAGACUCUGUAGUGCUGGACAAUUGGAACAUAAUGGAUUAUGUUCCCGAGGCGACAGUGUACAAUAAACAAAAAUCCCAUUUUGUUAUGAUUAGUCAUGGUCUUGAAUCAGCUCCCAUGAAUAUAACAUUAGAUUUAAAGACAACGGGUGAUAAUCAUGAAAGAUCCCUUGUUGACAUAUCUUUGGUAACACUCCAUUCAGAAUAUCAUAAAGAGCAUACACCAGCAUUUGCUAAUCUUUUGGCGAAAAUUCCACGUUGGGCUCAUGCUGUACCAUCAGUAGCAUCACUUGUUUCAUGGACAUUCUAAGAAUGUGAUUCUUUUGAUUAAAAUUAAAAACAAAAACAAAAAAAUAAAUAAAUUAGGCUUUAAAAAUUUAUACUCCAAGAGCAAUAAUCUUAUUAAUUA